AUGGUUAAUCAAUUCACAAUCCACGUGGUGAACAACUCUGGCAGCCAGCAGACCUAUGCCUUCUUCACCGAGAUACCCAAAGUCACGGGCAAAGUCCAAAAUAAGAUUUGGCAAAAUGUCUUCGUCAACAAAGGGGCAGCCGACAGCCAGACGGUCUCUCGAUGCACAGAAUACUUUGCCAUGUGUGGUUCAGCUCAGGGUACACCUGCCGAUGGAGUCACCGUUUCCGUAGCAGGCAUGGCCCCGGUCACGCUAGGCAUCCAGAACGCAGACGGAACGCAGGUUCCGGGGACGACAUUGCCCUUCACUGUUGUCGACCAGGUUCCUCAAUUCGGCCCGAAGGCGGCUGACAGUUCAUUCGUCAAUGCCUUCGAGAUCGACACUGACGGAAGCUUUACUACCAAAGAUGCGCAAAACAACCAUUACGUGGUUGGCUUGGGCGGCUCCGCCGGCGGGGGAAAGACUGGACCGACAGUGACCUUCGUUCCAGAGCCCCAUGUUCAAUAUCAAAUCCAGCCAACCAACACCUAUUGGGUCACAUUCGGUGACUACACGCCAGGCAACAUCAUCGAUGUCGCCAAGAUCGGCAUGAAGGUCUCCGUUGACUUCACGAAACUCCCGAACGACGUGACCAUCAAGCACGACGAGCAUGGCAACCUUACCGUUCAGAAGAGUUCUUGA
Messenger RNA from Fonsecaea pedrosoi CBS 271.37, 681 nucleotides. RefSeq lists its product as uncharacterized. The transcript has 3 exons. Bases 1 to 681 code for a protein of 226 amino acids. The record is from RefSeq and is a predicted model, not a curated record. NCBI's taxonomy places the organism in Eukaryota, Fungi, Ascomycota, Eurotiomycetes, Chaetothyriales, Herpotrichiellaceae.